Messenger RNA from Ictalurus furcatus (blue catfish), 3660 nucleotides. RefSeq names its product protein phosphatase 1, catalytic subunit, beta isozyme (gene ppp1cb). Bases 53 to 1036 code for a protein of 327 amino acids. The transcript is spliced from 8 exons. The record is from RefSeq and is a predicted model, not a curated record. Lineage: Eukaryota; Metazoa; Chordata; Actinopteri; Siluriformes; Ictaluridae. Gene Ontology annotation, cellular component: cytoplasm; nucleus. Gene Ontology annotation, molecular function: protein serine/threonine phosphatase activity. Gene Ontology annotation, biological process: circadian regulation of gene expression; regulation of circadian rhythm.
GCGCCCUCUAACGUUCGGUGUCGUAUUGCAGCGCUAAAGUUCGGUAGAGAAGAUGGCGGAGGGAGAACUGAACGUAGACAGCCUCAUCUCUCGACUCUUGGAAGUGCGAGGAUGUCGUCCAGGGAAGAUCGUCCAGAUGACGGAGGCCGAGGUUCGAGGUCUGUGCAUUAAAUCCAGAGAGAUCUUCCUCAGUCAGCCCAUCCUGCUGGAGCUCGAGGCACCGCUCAAAAUCUGUGGUGAUAUCCAUGGUCAGUACACCGACCUGCUGCGGCUGUUCGAGUACGGCGGUUUCCCCCCAGAGGCGAAUUAUCUCUUCCUGGGCGAUUACGUGGACCGAGGGAAGCAGUCGCUCGAGACCAUCUGCCUCCUGCUGGCCUACAAGAUCAAAUACCCCGAGAACUUCUUCCUGCUCAGGGGCAAUCACGAGUGCGCAUCCAUCAACCGCAUCUACGGCUUCUACGACGAGUGCAAGCGCAGGUUCAACAUAAAGCUGUGGAAAACCUUCACUGACUGCUUUAACUGCCUCCCCAUCGCCGCCAUCAUCGACGAGAAGAUUUUCUGCUGCCAUGGAGGUCUCUCUCCUGACCUGCAGUCCAUGGAGCAGAUCCGGAGGAUCAUGAGGCCCACGGACGUUCCUGAUACAGGUUUGCUGUGUGAUUUGUUGUGGUCAGACCCUGAUAAAGACGUGCAGGGUUGGGGAGAGAACGACCGGGGCGUGUCCUUCACCUUCGGAGCCGACGUGGUCAGCAAAUUCCUGAAUCGUCACGAUCUGGACCUCAUCUGUAGAGCGCACCAGGUGGUGGAGGACGGGUACGAGUUCUUUGCGAAGCGGCAGUUGGUCACGCUUUUCUCCGCGCCGAAUUAUUGUGGAGAGUUUGACAACGCGGGGGGCAUGAUGAGCGUCGACGAGUCCCUCAUGUGCUCCUUUCAGAUCCUGAAGCCCUCAGAGAAGAAGGCUAAGUAUCAGUAUGGAGGUGUGAACUCGGGCCGCCCCGUCACACCUCCCCGCACCACACAGGCCCCGAAGAAGAGGUGAACGGCCUGCCCCGCCCAUCCGAACCGCCCCCACCCACAACCCCAACAUAAACAGCCUGGAGGCGGUACUUAUUCACAAUCAGCCUCUCUCCCUCUUCCCUCGCUCUUUUCUUAAUGUUGGUGUACAUAAUUUUUUGCCGUGACCAGGUGAUAAGCGCUUUCUGUAUGUCUCUGCCUGUUCGGUGGUAUUUUUAAUAAUAUUCAUAUUAAUAAUUACACGAAUUGCGAACGGAGGAUCUCUCUCUCUUUCUCUCUCUCUCUUUCUCUCUCUCUCCCUCUCUCUCUCUCUCUCUCUCUCUCUGUCUCUCUCGGACGCAGUAUUGACAUUAAUAUCGAUGUUAGCGUGAUUUCUACAUAGGGGUGUUUAUGAAUUUAAACCGGGGGCUUUAAGCUGAAUAUGUUCGCCUUUGAGUAUACACACGCUCUGUUUUUACUCUCGUGACUGAAACGAGUGCACUAAGAUGUACAGCACACACACACACACUCCACUACACACUACAGUAUGACGCAAUGCAAGCUCGGUAUAAGCCCAGGCUUGGGUGGGUUUUUAUCCGUCCGCCGGUGACUCGGAGGCUAUGAGAGAAGAUGAGCGAAGUGAAGUGAACGAGAUGAUUUCAGUGUCGUUAUGAGGGAAUCGAAUGAUUUUCCACAGACACGGUCAUGAAUCUGGCUUAAACAGCGUCCUAAUCGAUAGAUACGUCGUCCUAGACGAGGAUAAUAAACCACACGGUGCGACCAGAUGCGACGGACAUUUUGUAGACGUGAACAUUUUCCUCAAGUGUAGUUAUAUAUAUAUAUAUAUAUAUACACACACACACACUCCAGUAACCGUACCGUGACCAUGCGGAUCGUUAACGUUUGAGCAGCUGCACCUUCGCUUCCUGCCCGCGAUCUCAGCUGUUUUUCCCCUCAGUAAUAAUCUUCAAAUCGGUCCUGUUCACACUUUUUCUUAAAAGCAACAGCCAAAUGACUCGAGACGCUCAGGUCGUCAUGGCGAUAAAGCGACCCUGCGUCCAGCCUUGAGCUUUUUAUGGCCGACGCGGUAACCGUGGACACUCGAGGACUUUGUCGAUGUUGCUGUAGUCAGCCAGUUGGGUCGCUCGAACUCCACCAUAUUAUUCGUAGCUACGCGAAUUUUACCCGUGUGACGCCGCUUUCACAAGCGAGCGUUAUUCUGUUCCUGGAGAUCUACCUUCCUGAAGACUUGAAGUCUCGAGGCAAUGAUUAGACGGGCAGGUGGACACCGUUAUGGUUGGAGUUAAAGAGAGGGAGAUACUCCAGGAGCAGGGUUGGAGAUCACUGCUCCAAGCCGUCAGUGAUAUUAGCCAGCUGUUUAUUUACCUCGCUUUAGUAAACCAGAUGAAACUCUUUUUCGUCAUCAUUCCAUUCUGCAACGAGUAUGACAGGAUGUUCUGUCUCUCUCUCUCUCUCUUUCUCUCUCUUUCUGUCUGUCUCAUUUGUUCUGUCUUCUGUUUGUUUCUCUGUCUUACUAUCUCUUGUUCUUGUCUAUUUUUCUCUGUCCAUCACUCUCUUCUCUCUCUCUCUCUCUGUCUCUCUCUCUCUCUCUCUCUCUCUCUCUCUGUGUGUGUGUCUCUCUCUCUCUCUCUCUCUCUCUCUCUCUCUCUCUCUCUCUCUCUGUGUGAGAGACGACAGUUCCAGAUAUAAACUUGAGCCGUGUCUGUGGAAAGUGAUGAAGAAUUCAGCAGGUUUGCUGCAGGAACUCGUCCAGAACGUGGUUCAGACUCGAUCGAAACAGGACAAGGACAGAAACUAAAUCUCACACGCUUGUAUUUGCACACUGCUUUUUCUUCUUAAUAAUAAUAAUAGCAUUGAUGUUAAUGGGGGGAUUUUGGAGUGCAAUGGCCACUACAAAUCUCUCUCUCUCUCUCUCUCUCUCUCUCUCUCUCUCUCUCUCUCUCUCUCUCUCUCUCUAAAGCGCAGUAUUGAUGUGAUGGUGACUUCUCGUAGGGAGUUCAUCCAAGAUUUAAAAAGGGGACUUUACAGCAUUAAUUGCAUCUUUUACCCCUCUUAUUCUCCUUUUUGUUUGUUUUUCAUUCUUAAAUGGAGAAGUGAUGUUUUUGUUUUUUGUUUUUUCCAGUGUGGAUAUAAUAAUUCCUGUUUAGUGCUCGUUUAAAACAGAAGUAGUAUUGAGUGUGAGAGAUGCUAGUCGGUGUGUUUGUGCACUAAGGUAAGAUGUUUUGGCAGAAGACGAGAGGUUCAAUAUAAUCUAAUAUAAGUACGAUGGGGAUGGGAAGCCGGUCGUAGUGAUGGCGCCACCUGGUGUCCGCAGAAGAGAGAAUAAGAACGCUGGUUGCACUCGAUCCAGAGGCGAUGAUGACGAUUAAAGAGGAGGAAUCAUUUGAUUGGUUAACGCCGCUGUCGCUCACUACUCGAAACAAGAAUCCGUUCUUUUUUUUCUUCUUCUUCUUCUUUCUUGCGUGAACAUUGUUGCCUCUUAGAUAUUUGUCAGUUCUUUCACUGCUAUUCGUCAUCAUUUUAUUUUGUUUUUAAUUUUUUUUCUUCACUAAUUUAUAAUUGGAUGUCAGGGAACAUAUUCCAAAACACAACAAAAUUUGUAUAAGUGGGUUUCACGUUCUUUGAACUCAAUAAAUGGAGAUUAAACAA